CCGUUCACCUACCUUCCCGUCCCCUUGCCCUUUCCGUUUCCCGCCUCCCCCAACCGCAUAGAAUGGCCGGCUCCGGCGGCUCUCCCGACGCCGACGAUCCCAAUUGCGGCGGAGAUGGGGCUGAGCCCUCCAGCACUCCUCAAGAAUCCGACGACCGCUACUCCGCGCCCGCCUCCCCUCUCAGUACUCGCCCGUCCGGUCAGCCCCCGGGGACUUCGGUCGUCGCCAAGGAGGGCUCCACCUCGUCCUCUGCCUGGGGAUCUGAUGACGACGACGAGCCCGCAGACAGAUACAAGAACCCGGCCUCCGCUUCCUUCCUCUUGGGACCGUCGAGCAGCACCAUGGGAGCGUCAUCCUCCUCGUCCUCCUUCUCCUCGGACAGCUGGAUCGGCAGCGACCGUACUUGCGGCGGCGCCUCGACCUCCAGCUCUCUGGACGCCUCCAACUACAGGGAUCUCUACAGGGAUCCACCCUCUGAGUGGAUGUAUAAUCAGAUUCUGGAAGCUCCUUUCUGGAGUCACGAGGCAUCUGAUGCUGUGAGGGCUUCUUGGAGAGACGAGUACGAGGCUUGUGAUGAUUUUUCUAUGGUUUUGCAGACAUCACAAAAUGGCUGCAAAAAAAUUCUUCAAAAGGAACCUUUAUCAUCUCUACCGCAUGAGUUUGAAAAUGAAAUUAUGAAAGAUAAGGCAAAAAAACUUUCGGCUAAUUACUCUGAAUAUCGGAAAGUAUCUGGAGACGGGAGUUGCUUUUACAGAUCGUUCAUAUACUCAUACCUGGAGCAGCUUGUGAACGUAUCUCACAAGGAGGAGCUACGUUUACUUGGUGCACUCGAACCUAUGUGGGAAAAAUUCCAAAGGCUUCAUUUGCCUGGUUCAUAUUCAGAUCUCCAUGAUGCUUUUGCGGGCUUCAUACUGGAAUGUAUGGAACAAAAACAAAAACUGUCAGUAAGUGGCUAUCAAGAGUGGCUUUUCCAGGAGAGUCAAAAUGAGCAGAAGUUUGCGAACAUACUUUUGUAUCUUCGACUUGUGACAGCUAUUGAGAUAUGCACUGAGGUUGAAACUUUUAAGCCAUACAUAAAAGAACUUGGUCAAGGAAUGGCCGAUGCAAUAGGGUACUGCCGCCGGAAGGUUCUCCCAGUGUACAGAGAUGCAGAUCAAGUGAAUCUCAUUGCGCUCACCCAUGUCCUACAGGUGCCACUCCGAGUUGUUAACGUUGACGUUGCACCGAUUGAGGAGCCUAACAUCCACAUCAUCUACGAGUCACCAGAUUCCUUGGUUCCUACUGUGACACUACUGUAUAGACCAGGGCAUUAUGAUAUCAUCUACGAGAAGUCAUAGCUGUAGAUUGUAGUAACAGAUAUCAUAUGACAUGUCGCAGGAGAGUUGCUAGCCGCGUUGCGAUAUACUGUAUAAAUAACUCUUGUUGUGUACAUCAGCUGCACAUAUGCACUAUUA
This is a messenger RNA of Triticum dicoccoides, 1454 nucleotides long. RefSeq names its product OVARIAN TUMOR DOMAIN-containing deubiquitinating enzyme 1-like. Lineage: Eukaryota; Viridiplantae; Streptophyta; Magnoliopsida; Poales; Poaceae. The coding region runs from base 63 to 1337 and encodes 424 amino acids. Gene Ontology annotation, cellular component: nucleus. Gene Ontology annotation, biological process: protein K48-linked deubiquitination. The transcript is spliced from 10 exons. The record is from RefSeq and is a predicted model, not a curated record. Gene Ontology annotation, molecular function: cysteine-type deubiquitinase activity; ubiquitin binding.